GGAUUCAUGAUCACCGUCUUCCUUGUUUUUCUUUCGGUCGUCCUUUCUCCAUCCUCUUUCAAUCGUGACGACAUUCAGAGCGUAUCGUCAAUUUUCACUUUUCUCAUAUCUCCUUAAGCAGUCGACACCGCUCCAUUGCCAGUCUCGUGCCUGCAGACGUGCUCGACGUCGAUCGACCCGCUUAGCCCUUGGACACUGAACGCAGCAAAGAGAAGGCGUCUUUAGCGACAGAUUGCUGGAUAGCAGAUAGCCACGAUGCCGGCAGCAACUGAAGGGCCCACGGUGGCUCUCUCAUUUGCCAACAAUUUCUGGGGAAAAGAAGAUGCGGGUGUCACGCCCAUGCUUGAGCGUAUGCAUGCUGCCAAGCAGACUUGUGACGAACUUCGCUCAUUCUAUAAUGCACGAGCAUCGAUCGAAGAAGAAUAUGCCCGCAAGCUGCUCUCACUAUCCCGCAAAGCACUAGGCUCUCAGGAGAUGGGAACACUGAAGACAUCACUGGACACACUCCGUGGCGAGGUCGAGGGCAUGGGAAAACAGCAUCAGAACAAUGCCGCCCAGAUGAGGUCGGAACUUGAGGAGCCUUUAACGGCCUUCGCUGGAGGUAUGAAGGAGCGACGGAAGAUCGUGCAGAACGGUAUCGAGAAGCUCUUGAAGACCAAGCAGCAGCAGACCCAGCAGGUUAACAAGACCCGGGAUCGGUACGAGCAGGAGUGUCUUAAGAUCAAGGGCUACCUCGCACAAGGCCACAUGGUCAUGGGCCAGGAGGAGCGCAAAAACAAGGCGAAGCUCGAGAAGACCCAGAUCAGCCUGGCCACUUCGAACCAGGAGUACGAGAAUGCUGUCAAGGCCCUAGAAGAAACCACUGUAAGGUGGAACAGGGAGUGGAAGGCUGCAGCAGACAAGUUCCAGGACCUCGAGGAGGAGAGGCUCGACUUUACCAAGAGCAGCCUCUGGACCUUUGCCAACAUCGCAUCCACCGUCUGCGUCAGUGAUGAUGCAUCAUGCGAGAAGAUCCGUCUCUCAUUGGAGAAGAUGGAAGUUGAGAAGGACAUUAUCCACUUCAUCCGUGACAAGGGCACUGGCCAGGAGAUCCCUGAUCCACCGAAAUACAUCAACUUUUGUCGAGGGGAUGUAGACGCACAGUCCGAGAUCUCUGAGGACGAGGCUUAUUCUGUGGCACAAUUCCCUCGGAGCAUAAAUCCUCUUUUCCGAUCCUCGUCACCACAACCCUCCACCUACGAAUCUCACCACGACCCGACAUCUGCUCUGGCCCGAGAGCUGGGCCAUGGGGUUGUCGGAACACCUCCCGGGAGGGAGCAGGCAGUCACAUCCCAAAAGGCACCAAAGGACACUUCCAGAGAUUCUCGGGAAUUCCAGAGACAAAUCCAGCCACCAGAGGUGAGUGAUGUUAAAGCGGACGAGGCAGCUGUCAAUGUCAUAUCUUACGAGGCGCGAAGGGAUUGUCUCUGCCUUGCAUCUCCAGGACGACUUUGGCCGCUGCUGCGUGACGAUAGGAUGCAACAGAUAACUAACGUUAUGCAGUUCGACCCCAACGAGUUCGCACCUGUUCCUCACGACCCCUAUCCCAUGGACGGCAUGACGAUGCUCUGCAGGCCUAACACUCAUAACGGCUCGGACCUAGGGUCUCAGGUCAGCGCAACUUCAGUCUCCGACCGACCGACCAGCAGAGAUGAGCGCAGCGAUUAUUCCUUCUCUAGCCACGAACCGACGAGUGGAGCUGUCUCGCCUGUUAAGCAGGACCCGGUGAUGUCCCCAGUCUCGCCCGCGCAAGAGAGAGACAGGAAGGUGCUGAAGAAGAAGAGCGGCUUCUUCCAGAACCACAGCCCCUUUGGCCGACGCAAGAGUAUCAGGGACCCGAAAGACCUGUCAGGAAACAGCAGAAACACCUGGCAUGGCGGGAACAGCAAUCCUGGUCCCAACCGUCAGUUCCAUGCAGGCGGAUCAAGCCAAAGUUUGUUGGCCGAUAGGGCAACUGCCAGCCCCGAUCCGAUCGAUGCUAAUGCUGAUGUUGCAAUCAAUGUUGGCGAUAAUGUGCUCCCCGUAAAGCUGCCAGGCCGGCAGAAGCCCGCCGCCGAACCAGAACCUCAGGAUGACGACCCAAUUGCACAGGCACUGGCAGAACUGAAGGGCGUAGCCGUCAACAAGCAGUCGACAGUUCGCAUGUCAGCGGAUCACUACCACGGCAUCGCGACUCCCGCUCCUGGCGCCCAGCCAUUCUCAAGAUCAGCACCCAUUGGGGGCCCCAGCAAUGCGGCAGCUGGGAUGCGAGGGACGCCACCGCCCUCUUAUGACCAGCCACCCCAACGACUGGGUGUUCCGUCCCCUGCAGUCACCUCGAGAGCCAUGAAGGAGACGUCGCAGAAAUAUACCCAAGGGACACGGAAUCUUUUCACUGGAGAUCGGCCUGGAUCUGGUAAUUAUCGAUCGUCUUCUCGUCCAGCUACUCGUGGCAAUGAUAUGCCCCGAGCCGCGUCUCCGGCAGCGCCGAGAAGCGCGUCUCCCAGACCGGGUAUGUAUCAGGAAUCCGCGUCACCGAAUACGUAUGCAAAUAGUCCACGCGGAAGCACGAAUUCUCGACAUGGCUCUGUCCAAAUGGACAACCAUUCAUCCCAGGGUUUCUACCGCCAAAACUCGCCGAACGAUAUGCCCCGUGCAGCAUCACCUGCGCCAUUCCGUGGCGGAGGGGACUACGGGCGUCCUGCUAGCCGGGGCGACUAUGGUCGGCCUGCCAGUAGGGCUGGUAGUAAUCUUAGCAACGGCCACCCUGAUAUGGCACGAGGAAUGUCACCAGCGCCGACAGACGAUGGCUAUAGCGGCUCUAUGAGAGGCCGAGGCGGGCGGCCUGGUACGAGCCAGGGCAACCGAGGCAUGAGCCUCUACGAACCUCAGGGGCAAAUCGCGCCGACGUCAAGACAGCGCAGCAAGAGCGUUGCGGAUAGUGGGAAGCAUUACACCAAGGAUGGCCGGCCAGUUCUGCAUUUCGCACGUGCAAUGUAUAUGUACCAAGCCGCAAUCCCCGAAGAACUCGGUUUCAACAAGGGAGACAUCCUCGCCGUGCUCCGCCACCAAGACGAUGGCUGGUGGGAGGCCGAGGUCCACAGCGCGAACGGCCACAGCGGGCUGCUCCCAGUCGCAACACGCCACAGAAUGGAUCUGGUGAGCAGCGGCGCUGAGACGCUGCGCUCUGGGUACAAUGCUACGACAUACACGGCGGGUAGCAUUUGGGGUGCUCUGACGAGCAAGACGGCCCAGCGGACCGCACUGACGAGUGUGUUGCUGGGACUGGUCUCGACAUUCCUCCUUGGAUGCGCGGCAGUCUCGUAUCUGGCGUUCUAUCAUGAGUAUCUUCCCGAUCAGGUCACGACGUUGCCGGUGCAUUUACAAUAUGGAUAUGAGGUCAAUCCCUACGGCCUUAUUACUCUCGCAGACAAGAAGUUUGGCGAUUACCAGGACUACGACAUCUCCGUCACGCUGAAUCUCCCAAACUCACCCGCCAACCUCGAGCGCGGCAACUUCAUGCUCGCACUGCACCUCCUCGAUAACCAACCCGGUGACAGCAGCCGUGUCAUAUUACCAAUGACGAAUCCAGUGCGCGUCCUGGAGGGGCGUAAUAUUCUCUACACCUCGACGCGUCCGGCUAUCGUGCCCUACACGGAUCCGCUGGUCUCCCUCGCCUCGCGACUGCUGUUCCUCGCCUAUCAUGUCUUCGUGCCGGCAUCCGAGACCACUAGGCUGGUGGUCCCGAUGGUGGAGCGCCUGGAGUUCAGGCCUGGCACCAUGAUGCCCACCACGCUCGUACUAGACGUCCAGGCUGGCCAGACGCUGCAGGUCUACAGCGCCUCUGUGACCAUCACCGCACAGCUGCACGGACUACGGUGGUUUAUGCACACGUGGUGGAUCACGUCUUUCCUCCUCUUCACCGCGCUCUUCUGGCUCUGGGAGGUCUUUUCUCUCGGUAUCACUAUUCUCAUCCUCCGUCUCAUCUUCAACGGACACCGCGAAGACCGCAAGGUGAAGCAGGAACAGACAAGUCAACCUCCGCAGAAGAUCAAGAGGGAAGGUGACUCCAGCGGCAAGACUCUUGACGACGUCCCUAUGACGUUUCCGACAUCCUCACAGCAGCCGCCUCUGCGCUACGACCCGGAGCCGGCUCACACCAACGACGUGACGGCGUCCACGCCGCAGGCAGAUAUGCCGCCGGCCGCGGGCGUGGAGGCGGAUGAUGAGUAUGAGGAUGCCGGUGUGGAUGCCGGUGUGGACGAGUAUGGUGAGGACGAAGGACGGGACUCGGGAAUUGGAACGAGCUUUAGCGAGAGGGAUGGGCCGGGGACUUUGCGGAGGAGGGCGUCUGGACGGCGAAAUGAUUCUUGA
Cryphonectria parasitica EP155 is the source of this 4392-nucleotide messenger RNA. RefSeq lists its product as uncharacterized. Gene Ontology annotation, biological process: lipid storage; cytoskeleton organization. The coding region runs from base 256 to 4392 and encodes 1378 amino acids. Gene Ontology annotation, molecular function: protein binding; phospholipid binding. The transcript is spliced from 7 exons. NCBI's taxonomy places the organism in Eukaryota, Fungi, Ascomycota, Sordariomycetes, Diaporthales, Cryphonectriaceae. Gene Ontology annotation, cellular component: cytoplasmic side of plasma membrane; cell division site; plasma membrane. The record is from RefSeq and is a predicted model, not a curated record.